AUGGAUCUGCACGGCACGCUGUCAGCGCUGAUGCGUCCGCUGGCAGCCAUACCGCCGUCGACGUUUCCACUCACCUCCUUCCUUCAACAUCCGUUAAUGUCGUCGUUAGCGUUUCCGCUGAACGCCGCGAAUCAUCUGGAUCCGACAUUAUUCGAUAUCACCGUCACUGCCGAAUCACAAUCAACUGUGACACCGAAGAAAACCCGACUCGAUUCACCUACUAGUCGUCGUCGCUUCAUCAUUGCUCUAGAGCUCGAUAAGCUAAAAACCCUGAGGAGUGUUUCCACUGCACGAUUCCAGAACGGCGAGGUGCUAAAUCCCAGGCAUUGUUGCGUUUUUGGUGACCAACUGUUACGCUGCCCAGCUGCAAUUUGGAAAGCGAAAGGGUUAUAUCUGACACCUGAAAAUGGCAUCAAAUCCGGGAAAUUCCAGGAUGAAGCCUAUUAUGAACGACGACGACGCAACAACGAUGCAGCGAAGAGAUCGCGUGAUGCUCGUCGCAUCAAAGAAGAAGCGAUCGCAGCACGUGCAGCACAGCUGGAACGAGAGAACGGUCAACUACGAGCACAGGUUGCUAUUCUAAAGUCUGAAACCGCUCGUCUUCAACUGAUGCUGUUCUCACAACGACAAAGUCUAGCCAGCGACACAAAAAAAGAAACAAAAGCUGAAUCGAUGAUUGUCGACACACUUCUGGAGAAUACUGCUACCUCCACUACCGUACUCCAAAGUGAUAUUGAAAUAAAACCAUAA
This is a messenger RNA of Angiostrongylus costaricensis, 750 nucleotides long. The record is from the annotation of a GenBank genome assembly. Lineage: Eukaryota; Metazoa; Nematoda; Chromadorea; Rhabditida; Metastrongylidae.